Molecule: messenger RNA, 1671 nt
Organism: Cordyceps militaris CM01
Lineage: Eukaryota; Fungi; Ascomycota; Sordariomycetes; Hypocreales; Cordycipitaceae
Product: protein BFR2
Exons: 2
Coding region: 1-1671 (556 amino acids)
Biological process (GO): maturation of SSU-rRNA from tricistronic rRNA transcript (SSU-rRNA, 5.8S rRNA, LSU-rRNA)
Cellular component (GO): nucleus; nucleolus
Source: RefSeq, a predicted model, not a curated record
AUGAGUAAAGCUACGGGGCGUGCGAAACUGUUCGAAAAAUAUGACGAACAUAUCGAGAAAGACCAUGACCCGGAAACCGAGCACAUCGUAGCAAGUGGUAGCGACGAAGGCAGCGACAACGAAAAUGCUGGCACCGAGCACUAUGUCGACGUUUCAAAGAGCAAUCUGCGCCAAAAAGGAGAAAACUCCCUCGGACCACAAUAUCGCGGUUCGAAAGUUAGUCGCAUCGCACUAGAGCAGGAGAGCUCAGGCGAGGACAGCAACGACCAAGACGAGUACGAAGAGGCCGACGAGGAGGAGUACGACGAUCCAGAAACCGCGAAUCUCGAUGUCGACACUCUAGAAGCCGGCGAUUCAGAAAUUGGUAGCGAUGAUGCGCUUGGCGAAUCAGACAACGAGAAGCUCAGCGGUUUUGUCUUUCGCGGUAGCUCCAAACCGAAACAGCCCAAGAGUAAGCGCGCCGCCGCGGCAGACUACAUGUCAGACUCCAGUGCGAAAGACGAACAAGACGAGGGGGACGAUAAUGAACUUGACGAUGAUGAGGACGAUGACGAAGAGGAAGACGACAUGAGCGACGGCUUGGAGGCGCUAAUUGAUGGCGAAGCCGAGGAAAGCGGCGAAGAGGAAGAAGACGAGGACGAAGACGGCGAUGAGGACGAAGACGAAGACGAAGACGGCGAUGAGGAUGAAGACGAGGACGAAGAGGAAGACGUUGACGAGGGCGAAAAGUCUUCGAAAGCCAAACCAGCCAUGAACGGGCGAACACCAAGCGCCGACAUCGAAAAGGGCGCAGCGAUUCAAAAACAACGAAAACUCUACGACGGCUUACUGAAUUUACGUAUUCGCUUACAAAAGGCCCUCAUUGCGGCCAACACGUUCAGCGCGCUCGAGGAAGAGCACGACGCAGACGACGCGAUUACGAAAUCUUAUGCUACAGCCGAAGCUACGGCCAUAAGCCUGCUCAGUUCCAUUAGCCACCUACGAGAAAAUUGUGGCGCGCCGGCAGCCGCGGGCACCAAGAGAAAGCGCGACUACGAGGUAUCAGCAACGAGCGCCGAGAUCUGGGAACAAUUGCAAGAGGAGGACCGCCGCGCCGUAAAAAUUCGCGAAAAGUGCCUGGAAAAGUGGUCGCGCAAGGUGCAGAGCGUUAACGUCGCGGCGCCCAAGGGCCUCAGCUCGCGAAACACGACACUCGUCGGCUCACUUCACGACCAGCUCAACAACCCCGAGAACCGGCUGGCGAAGCGCACCCGCGUGCCGCGGUCAUGCGCCCCGGCGCAGCAUGCCAAAAAGAUUAACGAGGAUGAGACCAUCUUUGACGACGCCGACUUUUACCAGUUGCUGCUCAAGGAGCUCGUAGAGCAGCGCACCGUGGACUCAUCCCACCAGACCAGCGCGGUGCCGUCGGUCGUGCUGACGGCGUCGCGCGAGAACAAGACGCGCAAGGUCGUCGACCGGAAGGCUAGCAAGGGCCGCAAGAUGCGCUUCACCGUCCACGAGAAGGUGCAGAACUUCAUGGCGUCCGAGGAUCGGCGGCAGUGGGAACAGGCCGCCAUUGACCGGUUCUUCAGCACACUAUUUGGUCGCAAGCUGGAGCUCAAUGAGGACGAAGCGGACGAGGACGAGGAUAUGGAUGAUGUCGCAGAUGCCGGAUUUAAGUUGUUUGCUUAA